AACAAUGUGACUAUGCUUUACUUCUAUCUUCAUAUUUUUCAUAAUUCUGCUUUGCUAAGAUUCGUAUAGGAUACAACUACGUGCACCUUAUCAGCAACGGCCUUGAGUGUGGUCGGACGGACACGAUAAAUGCACAGGCACGACCGUCUCGAGCCGCAUUAAUCGCCUCCAUCGAGUGACAUGCAGACACAAUUCAUGCACACACACUACUGUAUCGAGCCGCAUUCGAGUGACAUGAGCUUGCGUUGCAGACCUGCAGAAAAGGAGGAAGGGUUUUUUUUAAUUAUUUGAAAAAGAAUUUCCUUUUUAUUUUGUAUUUUUUAUUUCAUUUUUUAUAUUUAUAAAAAGUUUUUUUUAUUGGUCAUAAGUGUUUCCGUCAUUAAAGAUGACGGCGCAUCACCCAGCUUCGGUACAUAUUCUAUAUAGCUUUUGAAGGAACUUCGACACCUCGCAGCAAACACUUAUCCCCUCUGUUCCUUACUGCUACAAGAAGCCAGCCUCCAACAGUGGUACCAGAGCGCACAUCCGACGCUGAUCCCUGCAAAGCACCGGAAAGCAAAGAGGCCAGCCUCCAGCAAAAGCGUGAGCAUGGAGAGCUUCUCUAUCUUUCUUGCCUUCCUCUUCGUCACUAUCUCCUUAGUUUUCCUCCUCCUCAAGCUCCUAUCUUCGAAGGGGAGUGACAAACGCAAAGGUCGUCCCCUCCCACCCGGACCUUCAUCCCUGCCCAUCAUCGGUAACGUCCACCAAUUGGGCUUCAUCCUUGCCUACAUUGUGCCUGCCCUUCGCAGGUUCCGCGCCUGCCACGGGCCAGUCUUCCGCGUCUAUCUCGGGAAACGAAUAAUGAUCUUCAUAGCCAAGCAUGAACUGGCCCACCAAGCCCUGGUCCAGAUGGGCACAGCCUUGGCUGGACGGCCUCCUACCCCUGCCUCUUUACGCGUCUUCAACACCAACCAGCACAACAUCAACUCUGCCAACUAUGGCCCCUUGUGGCGCCUCUUUCGCCGCAACCUCAUGGCAGGGACUCUCAGCCCAAGUUGGACCAAGCACUUUUCUGAGGGUCGGCGGUGGGUGAUGGAUGUGUUAACAGACAAGCUCAAAGACCGGGCUGAGAGCAACGGUGGGGUGGUAACGCCCAUCGAAAGCUUUCGUUAUGGCAUCUUCUGCUUGCUCUUCUUCAUGUGUUUCGGCCAGAAGUUUGAGGAGGUCGACGUCCAGAAGGUAGGAAGGAUGUUGCGCAACCUGCUCCUUAGCUUAAGCCGGUUUAACCUACUGGGCAUCUUCCCCAGGCUUUCAAAGAUAUUCCUCUGGAGACGAUGGCGUGAUCUCAAGGAGAUCAGGCGCAACGAAGAGUUAACGUUGCUGCCCUUCAUCAGGGCCCGCGCGACUAUGGUGAAGAAGAAUAGUUGCUGCUACGUGGACACACUCCUCCCUCUAGAGCACCCCGAGGGAAGACGACUGAGCGAAGGGGAAAUGGUGACGCUCUGUGCUGAGUUCCUCAUGGCCGGCACGGACACGACAUCGACGGCACUACAGUGGGUGAUGGCCAACUUGGUGAGGAGCCCCAGGGUUCAAGCCAAGCUUUAUAAUGAGAUCAGGAGCAUCGUGGGGGAUCGUGAGGAGGUGACAGAAGAGGAGCUACAGCAGAUGCCUUACCUCAAGGCAGUGAUCCUCGAAGCGUUGAGGAGGCACCCACCGGCGCAAUUGCUGCUACCCCAUGCAACCACCGAGGAGGACGUCAGCAUCGCUGGCUAUCAGAUACCAAAGGAUGCAAUUGUGAACUUCAUGAUCGGGGAUAUGGGGUUGGAUGAAAAGGUGUGGAGAGACGCCAUGGAGUUCCGACCAGAGAGGUUCAUGCCGGGAGGGGAAGGAGAAGAUGUGGACAUCACUGGCACUAGGGAGAUCAAGAUGAUACCAUUUGGUGCAGGUAGGAGGAUAUGCCCUGGGAUGGGGUUGGCGGUGCUGCACCUCCAGUACUAUGUGGCCAACUUGGUCCGCAAGUUCCAAUGGCUAGUCGUGGAGGGUGAAGAGGUAGACCUAACUGAGAAGGUUGAGUUAACCGUGGUGAUGAUGCACCCACUUAGGGCACGCCUUGCCCCUAGAGGCCAAAUUGGUGCCACACCAUAGACACAUCCGCAGAGAUCGGAAGAGAGACCUGGAAGCCCAUGUAUUUUUUAUUAAAGGUAUGGUUUACAUUGUGUUGUCUCUACGUGGUGUUAUAAAGCAGUCAGUGCAUUUGUAUUCAUGUGUUGGGAACGGGGGUGCCGGUUGGCAAACCUCCCUUUAUGUACUUGCUACCAGCCCAAAAUUGUUGUGUUUUGUAUAUGCAUGGUUUAAUUGUUCUGGUCCAA
Molecule: messenger RNA, 2348 nt
Organism: Nymphaea colorata (pocket water lily)
Lineage: Eukaryota; Viridiplantae; Streptophyta; Magnoliopsida; Nymphaeales; Nymphaeaceae
Product: cytochrome P450 89A2-like
Exons: 2
Coding region: 589-2124 (511 amino acids)
Cellular component (GO): membrane
Molecular function (GO): oxidoreductase activity, acting on paired donors, with incorporation or reduction of molecular oxygen, NAD(P)H as one donor, and incorporation of one atom of oxygen; heme binding; iron ion binding
Source: RefSeq, a predicted model, not a curated record